Messenger RNA from Gilbertella persicaria, 945 nucleotides. RefSeq names its product DNA polymerase III, clamp loader complex, gamma/delta/delta subunit. NCBI's taxonomy places the organism in Eukaryota, Fungi, Mucoromycota, Mucoromycetes, Mucorales, Choanephoraceae. The record is from RefSeq and is a predicted model, not a curated record. Gene Ontology annotation, biological process: regulation of DNA repair; DNA-templated DNA replication. The transcript is spliced from 5 exons. Gene Ontology annotation, molecular function: ATP binding; enzyme activator activity; single-stranded DNA helicase activity. Gene Ontology annotation, cellular component: nucleus. The coding region runs from base 1 to 945 and encodes 314 amino acids.
AUGAUGCUAUGGGGUCCACCCGGUUGUGGCAAGACAACUAUUGCACGUAUUAUUUCCAACAUGACCCGCUCUCGGUUUGUUGAAUUCAGUGCUACUAGCCAUAAUACAGGGGAUAUCAAAAAGGCAUUUGAGGAUGCGCGAGGUCAUUUAGCAUUGACUGGACAAAAGACCAUCUUGUUUAUCGAUGAGAUUCAUCGAUUUACAAAAGCACAACAAGACGUGUUUUUGCCUUAUGUUGAGCACGGCACUAUUCAUCUGGUGGGUGCUACUACCGAGAAUCCUAGUUUCAAGGUCAAUUCAGCCUUACUGUCACGAUGUCGAGUAUUUGUGUUGCAAAAAUUAGAUCAAGAUCAGAUCAAGUCUAUCCUGAAAAGGGCAUUGAACAAAUGGCGAGAAAAACAUGUGGAUUCGAUCAGCAAUCUAGAAGAAGAACAAGCGUUAAAUCAAUUGGCUUCUUACAGUGAUGGCGAUGGUGCAUUUCAGAAAUCACACUUGUUAUAUGAUCGAAAUGGCGAUCAACAUUAUGAUAUUAUCAGUGCAUUACACAAGAGUAUUCGUGGAAGUGAUGCCAAUGCUGCCUUGUACUGGUUAGGUCGAAUGUUAGAAGCAGGUGAAGAUCCACUGUAUAUUGCUCGUCGAUUAGUAAGAUGUGCUAGUGAAGAUAUUGGAUUAGCAGACAAUACUGCUUUAACCUUAGCCAUGUCUGCUUAUCAUGCCUGUGAAAAGAUUGGCAUGCCUGAAUGUGAUACCAUCCUUGCUCAUCUUGUGGUUCAUUUAGCAGAGACAAAAAAGAGUGUCAGGACUUACAAAGCCUAUAAUCUUGUCAAACAAACCAUUCGACAAAAUCCAUCUUAUCCUGUUCCUUUACAUAUUCGUAAUGCACCUACUUUACUUAUGAAGGUAAGAUUUUUUAUUUUAUUUAUAGGUGUAUUUACAAUGAUAUAG